GAGAAAGCACAGAUAUAUAGAGAGGUAGUAAGUGCUCAUACAUGAUAGGAAUGCAGACUUUGAAGAACUGAUAGUAGAAGUUCCUCUACCCCAAAUGUCAUUCUCUUUAAACCUGUUCUGCCUAGCUCUCAUCUUCACUGCUUUAGCUACGCAGAGAACAGAUGGACAGUUUGAGGAAUGGUGCAUAGCUGAUGAGCAAACACCAGAUCAGGAGUUGCAAAUUGCUCUUGAUUGGGCAUGUGGAAAGGGAGGAGCAGAUUGCAGGAUGAUACAAGAACACCAACCUUGUUACUUGCCAAAUACAGUGAAAGAUCAUGCUUCUUUUGCCUUCAAUAACUACUAUCAGAAGUUCAAGCAUAAAGGAGCAACAUGUUACUUCAGUGCUGCUGCUAUGAUAACUGAUCUUGAUCCAAGUCACAGUUCCUGCAAAUUUGAGUAUCUUCCCUAAGGCCUAAGUGAAAAAAAUUGAAGAUUUUUGCAUCAAGUUUGUUAUAUGAGUUUCUUUAACAAAAAGCCAUUCAAAAUCAGACACUAUUCAUGUUGUUUAGUAAAAUUUUGUACCUUUCCUUGAGUACUUUAUGGAAUGGAGGCCUGAAAUUUAAUAUGGGCUCCAUAUUCUCAUCCAUGUAAUUUGCUGGCCCAAUUAUAUAUGAAUCCAUGCCCUUUUGUGCUA
Molecule: messenger RNA, 673 nt
Organism: Ricinus communis (castor bean)
Lineage: Eukaryota; Viridiplantae; Streptophyta; Magnoliopsida; Malpighiales; Euphorbiaceae
Product: glucan endo-1,3-beta-glucosidase 4
Exons: 3
Coding region: 95-448 (117 amino acids)
Source: RefSeq, a predicted model, not a curated record